Molecule: messenger RNA, 645 nt
Organism: Engraulis encrasicolus (European anchovy)
Lineage: Eukaryota; Metazoa; Chordata; Actinopteri; Clupeiformes; Engraulidae
Gene: upk2
Product: uroplakin 2
Exons: 5
Coding region: 13-531 (172 amino acids)
Source: RefSeq, a predicted model, not a curated record
CCUUCAGCCACUAUGCUGACCACACUACUAGUCUUCGCUGGGGCCCUGCUCACUUUAGCCAGUGCAGACUUCACUGCAUCCAUUCUGGAGGAGCAUGUUGUGUCAGGAGAGUUGCCAGACUCGCUGCUGUUGACUCUCCCACCCUGUGAGAUGGCAGGAAAAAGCGUUAAUCUCACAUACAAAAUCAACAGCACCAACGACGAAAACACCUUGGUAGACAUAUUUACAGUACCAGCAUGUGAUGACAACGAAACGAAAGAGGGAGCCUCCUUGGUCUCAAGAAAUGUCGGAUACAAAGUGUCUAAUCUUCAAACUGGUGCCCAUUACAUUUUACAGUACCAUGUUGAUGGACAAAAAAGCAAUGAAGUCAUGGCCUCAACAAGAGCAGCAAUGAACUAUGAAGACAUAGACACUGGACUUCCAGCGCGCAGUGGGGCAAUGGUGGUUAUAACUGUCAUAUUAUCUGUUGCCAUGUUCAUUUUAAUGAUCGGUAUUACGGUUACUUUGGUCGUGUCAAAUGAUGAUGACUAGGACGAGUUCCUUUCACCCAGAUAGUCACCUGCCUAAACAAGGUCAUUUAAUUUUCCCUGAUUGUGUAUAUCUUGUGCAUAAAGUGAUGUAAACGCAUGUGUCUCUGCUUGUGGU